This is a messenger RNA of Durusdinium trenchii, 4122 nucleotides long. The record is from the annotation of a GenBank genome assembly. Lineage: Eukaryota; Dinophyceae; Suessiales; Symbiodiniaceae.
AUGGAUGUGAAAGUAUGCGCCGUUCGAGCGGAAGGGGAUGAUUUGGCAGAUGAUGAAGAUGAGCAGAAGAAGAGAGAGUUGAGUGAGACAGAGGAGAACAAGAAGCAACAAGGAGAAGUGAAUGCCAUGAUGAAGGAAGAUGCGCAUAGUGCAUGUCGUCAGCAGGUGGAGAACAAGACUGCUGAGGAGAAGUUGGAUGAACAAGAACUCGUGGACAUGCUGAUGGAAAUGUUCGAGGAGAAUGAGAAGAUUGUCACGGAGAGCCCAAUGAAGAAGAAGCAGAAGAUUGAAAAAGAAGAGAGAUCUCCAGGCUACACAACAGAAGAGUCAGGAGAUGUGGAAGUAGAGGUGAAAGGCAGUAGCAGCGAUGAUGGAGCCGAGAGAAAGGCUUGGUCGCUGGGAGAAUUGGUGGCAGACGAUGCAGAGUUUGUCGAUCCAGAUGCAUUGGAUGUGGAGAUCGACGAUGUUAAGUACACGAAGGACAACAAGUUGAAGGAGCUGCAAAGCGCAUGUAUUGAAGAGGAGAAGCAGCUGGGUACGGCAUUGUACGUUGCCGAGCCUGAGACGAAGGCAGUCGUUUGCAUCCCAGAGAAGGCUGGAGUCAAGCUGACUGGAGUGAUGCAUGUGUAUCCAUGGUCCUUUCGACAUGCUGCUUGGCUGUUGACAAGAUACAGAGUGAUCAGUGGUGCCACCUCCUACGAGAUGAUGACUGACAGAAAGUAUGCUGGAAAGGUGGUGUUGUGGGGAGAAGUUGUCCUGUUCAAGGACGUGGCUUCAUUGAAGCAUAAAGGAGAGCCAGUCUACAAGAAAGGAGUUUGGGUUGGAAAGAGUGCAUGGAGCGACAGUCACAUCUGUUUGACAAGAGCAGGAGCUGUCGAAGCCAGGUCCAGUCGAUCAUUGCCUGAACAAUUCGAUGGACAAAUGCUGGUAGCAUGCAAAGGACUUCCAUGGCAGUCCUCAGUGCAAGGCAUCUUAAUGAGGGCACGAUUUGAAGCAAGGCAGAGGCUGGCAGCGCCUGAAGAAGAUGCAGCAGGUGAUGAGAAGGUUGAAGAUGAGGCAAGGCAGAUUGGUGAGCAAGUCGCCUUGGGGCUUCAUGGCCGUGGAGGUGGAGAUCAAACCCCUGCGCUACCUCAGACAGCACGAACACCUGGAAUGACACCGGCACUAUUCACACCGGGGUUGAAGACACCAGUGCCGAGGACUCCAUUACCAAAGGUUGCGAAGAAGCCUGAAAGCGCUGGUGAGGUGGCAGAUGAACAGGCGAGAACCACGUCUGCAUCGAUGGCCAGUGGAGAGUACAAGAGGCCAGCGAGACUGCCAAUACCUAAGGCUAUGCAAGGAGAACCAGCAAAGAACUUCAUGACCGAGGAUCCACAGGAGAGUCCAAAGAGACAGAGGAUUGCAGAGCCCGAUUCAAAGAUGCCAGAAAUGCCAUUCCUGAAGGGAAGCAUGAAGCGUGAGCUCUUUGCCAUGCCGUGGGAGAAGGAUGAUGAAGCUGCAAGCCCUAAGAAGCGGAUCAAGAGCGUUCAGGAGAUGUUUCCAGGAGGAGAUGAACUGGAAGCUGAGAAGAUCUUGCAGGGUUGCUUGCUGUUGGAGCAUGGGCAAAGAGGAAAGAGCGUGCUCAACACCAACGAGGACAUCUAUGAAUGGAGUGUGGAUGACAGCAAUCAUUUGCUGGAAGUGAUGUGUGAUGCUGCUGGACAACGAGACACCCGCCGUUCAGUGAGUUCAGUGCAGCUGUAUUUGAACGGUAGCCUCAUGGAGAGCUAUGUACGUCAUGAGUUGAGGGAGAACUACAUCCAAGUGUUGAGAGAGAAGGAACGAAUGGCCGUGAAUCCGAGUGAGAAAGACUUGGAGAUUGAAAGGUUGAAUGAGGAUUUGAAGCAGGCCAAGGAGGCCAUAGCACUAUGGGAAGCAAGCCACAAGGAGUUGAAGCAGGAAGCCAUCGCUGCAUGUCAGGUUGCGCGAGAUCAGCCCAACGAGAUCCAGCUGCAGUGCUUUCAAGGAGUGCUUUCGCCACCAGUCUUCAGUUGUGGGCGAGAAUGUGGGGAAGUGGGUUUCAUCGAGCAUGCAGUGCCAGAAGCACUUGUGCGAUGUGUUGGUAUGCAGUACAAGAAGGUUUGCCCUUUGUCUUGCUCUGCGGGCUUUAGACCCAGUGCUGAUCUGUUUUGUGGGCAGCUUGGCUGGCAGCAAUAUUUGCCGUCCGACCCAACUGCACCGCUUGCACCGCUGCCCUCGUGCGAACGCGUCACCUGCAGCUUGCCCUUGCCCUCGGUGCCGGGCUCCGACCAGGCAGCUGUGGCCUCUGGGAGGUUGUGCGUCACUGCGAUCGCUGGCGACAACUGUUCAGAUGUCCAAUGUCCUUUUGGGAGCGUCCUAUCUGGACACUUUCAGUGUGGAGAUUCUGGUUUAUGGAGGCCAGUCCCUGCACCUGGAACCAGCGAGGUGAAGUGCGCAGAGCAGCUAUGCCCAGAGAAUUCCCCGGCACCAAUACAAGGAGAGUCCACUUUCUGCCUUGAGAGGGCCAUUGGGUCCACAUGCCCUCUUACCUGCCCCAAUGGCUACCGCAGUACCAGUGGCUACAUCUGUGGGAGCGAUUCGCAAUGGGUUCCACUUCCUGGCCCUGCUCCGGCAUGCUCACCAGGGACCUGCGACACUCUGCCAAGUCUGGGAAACGCUCUCUUUUCGGAGGCCUGCCUUGGACUUCCUUCCGGUGGAACUUGCCAAGGUGAGUGCAUUCCUCCCUGGCAACCAUUGGGACAGUACCGCUGUGAAGCUGAGCGUUGGGUAGAGGUCCCUCUUUGCCUUCCACCAGAGAUGUCAGCCAAUGCCAGCUUACCAACGGUGCCAGCAGUGACAUUCAGCGCUUUGCUCGAGCCCUCCAGCGACUUGCAAGACUUCUACAGCCUUGACGAGUGGGCCCUGCUUUCUGAAGGGCCCAUGGAACAAUCGGUGAGAAGACUGGUGACCGAAACUGCUCCGGCCACCUCUCCAGCGACGGUUCGAGUCAUUGGCAAACGAGCGGAAGAGGCGUCCUCUGGACAGGCUCGUAGAGUUCAGAGCGUGGCAGAGUUGAAACCUCCAGCCUGGCUCGUGGAGUUUCAUCUCCUCAUUGCUCCGAAUCCUGUUGCAGCGGCUGGCCAGCAGGUGAUGGCAGCACUGAGGCAACUGCAGCCAGGGCAGAUGGCGGAGGGUUUCGUCCAGGCGCUCCCAGCCGUGGCGCGGCCGGAGGUCUUGCGCCUCACAGCUGCAGCGCCUCAGCAGGUGUCUUUGCCAACUCCAGCUGCUGAAGCGCUGGCCCAACCAGACGGGCUCGUGUUGACCACCACAACCACCACAACCACACAGCCGGUUUGGACUCCUGCCACCCAGCCAAGUGAAGGGUCGAAUCAGUCGGGGAGUGGUGAUGCCAAUCUUGCAGAUGACACUGGCUUUGAUGCUCGUUGGAUUCUGCUGAUCAUCUCCAUCCCGUUGGCCUUCGCGCUCGCCAUUUUCGUAAGCCGUAGCCUGCGCCGCUACUUCACUGCCUCCCAUGAGACGGUGACUGAGGCAGACAAGGUGGACUUUCAGUAUGUCUUGAGGGAGGAGCGCCUCAGCGAUGAUACAGCCGGUGACGUGAGCCUCAACCAGGUCAAGGGCCAUGAGCGGAGGCAAACGAUGCGCGCGCAGCGUGAAGAUCUUCAUGCCGCCAUGACCACAGGCAUUUUAGAAGCUGCUGCCGCAGAGGUGGAAGCGGAGACAGAGCAACCGGAGGAUGAGGAGCGAACGUAUGACCUUGCAAAGCUGGGCGACCAAAAGCAGAUGCCGACGAUAGGCCUAGGCUUAGAGACUCUUCAGAAUCCUGAGAGACGUCAAACGCAAGCCCCGGAUUGUAUGGUGGAUGUCAGGAGUUUGCGACAAGGGACCGGCGAGAUGAUGGUACGCUCACAAACCAAUUUGACAAAAAGGGAGAAGCGUUCCAUAUUCAAGAAGGCGCUUUGGGCGUGUUGGGCAGAAGUAUGGUACAGCUUUCUCGAGGCGUUCCCGCUUCUAAACAAAUGCUGCCGUUGUGACAAACUGAGAGUUCGGGUCAGAACAGUGAGGGAGAGAGAGAGAGAGAGCGAAAGCGAAACAGUGUUGUAG